AUGAAUAUUAAUACACUUGGCGGUGCUAUCAGUGUUGUUGAUACAAAUGUAACAAUUGAAAAUUCAACAUUUGAUUCAUUGUUUUCACAAUUGGGUCCAUCUUUUUUUAGCCAAUUUAAUGAUAAUCCAAAUGUAACAUCAUCAUUCAAUAUUACUAAUUGUGUAACUGAAAUUAAUUAUGAGAAAUAUUUAUAUCUAGUGCAAAUAGUGUAUUCUAUAAUAACAGUAAGCAAUACAACUCUCUUUUUCAGUAUUUACGACUCAUUCUUAAUUAUUACAAAUUCAACAUUAAUAAGUUUACUUGAUCAAGUAAAUUGGUUAUCAGAGUAUCAAUCAAUUGAUUAUAACACCUUAACUUUUUCAAACUCUACUGUUUUAUUCGAUAGUUGUACCUUUGGUAAUGAUUACACUAGUAUUGGCUGUUCUCUCUCAUCCAAUGUUACAUUUAUCAAUUCAAUAAAUUUUGAUCCAUUUUAUUCUUGUGCAAACUGUAAUCAUUUAAUUGUUGACUCCAAUUUAAUUCGUGAUAGUAAAAGUGUUACAACCUCAACACUGAUCCAUCAUGAUAGUAGUAACUCUUUAAAAUUAAUUCCAAACAUUCAUUCAAUUAUUAUUUUUAUCUUAUUGAUAACAACAAUAAUAGUCUCUUAA
Messenger RNA from Dictyostelium discoideum AX4, 651 nucleotides. RefSeq lists its product as hypothetical. The transcript is spliced from 3 exons. The record is from RefSeq and is a predicted model, not a curated record. Bases 1 to 651 code for a protein of 216 amino acids. NCBI's taxonomy places the organism in Eukaryota, Evosea, Eumycetozoa, Dictyosteliales, Dictyosteliaceae.